CGUCAGUCUGACCAGUGUAUCUCACGGAAGAUGCAGAAGAAAAAGGAACCGCUGCUUGGUGAAGAGUUACCCCACUGUGAAGAUGAGACAAUGGUUCCGGUUUUAACAUCGAAAAAAGCCAGUGAACUACCGGUGAAUGAAGUGGCGUGUUUACUGCAGGCGGACCUACAGUUCGGCCUGAACCACAGUGAGGUAUCUCGUCGCCGUGCUUACCAUGGCUGGAAUGAGUUUGACAUCAGCGAGGAUGAGCCGCUAUGGAAGAAGUACAUUUCCCAGUUCAAAGACCCUCUCAUCAUGUUACUGCUGGCGUCGGCCGUCAUCAGUGUGCUAAUGCGACAGUUCGACGAUGCCGUCAGCAUCACCGUGGCCAUUAUUAUUGUUGUUACAGUUGCCUUUGUACAGGAGUAUCGCUCAGAAAAGUCCCUGGAGGAGCUGGGGAAACUGGUGCCUCCAGAAUGCCACUGCAUACGGGAAGGACACCUGGAGCACCUGUUGGCACGAGAGCUGGUCCCAGGGGACACAGUCUGCCUGUCUGUGGGGGAGAGGGUCCCAGCUGACCUGCGCCUCUUCGAGGCUGUUGACCUGUCUGUGGAUGAGUCCAGUCUCACAGGAGAGACUACCCCCUGCUCGAAGUCCACAGCCCCCCAGCCAGCAGCCACCAAUGGGGAUAUCACGUCCCGCAGCAAUGUGGCCUUCAUGGGGACUCUGGUGCGCUGUGGCAAAGCUAAGGGCAUUGUCAUUGGAACAGGGGAGAACUCUGAAUUUGGAGAGGUUUUCAAGAUGAUGCAAGCCGAAGAGGCCCCCAAAACCCCUUUACAAAAAAGCAUGGAUCUCCUGGGGAAACAGCUCUCUCUCUAUUCCUUUGGAAUCAUAGGAGUCAUCAUGCUGGUUGGAUGGCUGCAGGGGAAGCAUAUAUUGGACAUGUUCACCAUCGGUGUUAGCCUGGCGGUGGCAGCCAUACCUGAGGGCCUCCCCAUCGUGGUGACGGUCACCCUGGCACUUGGCGUUAUGAGGAUGGUCAAGAAACGUGCCAUCAUUAAGAAGCUGCCCAUCGUGGAAACUCUGGGCUGCUGCAAUGUGAUCUGCUCCGACAAGACGGGCACCCUGACGAAGAACGAGAUGACGGUCACUCAUUUGUUCACCUCUGAUGGACUCCAUGCUGAAGUCACCGGGGUCGGCUACAACAAUGCUGGUGAGGUUCUGCUGGAUGGAGAAGUAGUCCAUGGCUUCUCCAACUCCUCCAUCAGUAAAAUAGUGGAGGCCGGCUGCAUCUGCAACGAUGCGGUCAUCAGGAACAACACCCUGAUGGGACGUCCCACAGAGGGGGCUCUCAUUGCCCUGGCCAUGAAGAUGGGUCUGGAGGGGGUCCAGCAGGAGUACGUGCGGCGAGAGGAGCACCCGUUCUCCUCGGAGCAGAAGUGGAUGGCCGUGCGCAGUGUACACUGCACUCAGAAGGAUAAACUGGGGCUAUUCUACAUGAAAGGUGCCUACGAGCAGGUGAUUCGCUUAUGCAGCUCCUACAACAGCAAGGGGCUGACGCUGCCACUGACCAACCAGCAGAGGGAGCUCUACCAGCAGCAGAAGAGCUACAUGGGCACGGCUGGUCUGAGAGUGCUGGCUUUUGCGUCGGGCUCCGAGCUGGGCUCUCUAACUUUCCUGGGCCUUGUGGGAAUCAUCGAUCCGCCCAGAGCUGGCGUGAAGGAGGCGGUGGGCACACUCGUCAGCUCUGGCGUGGCUGUCAAGAUGAUCACCGGAGACUCUCAGGAAACUGCCAUUUCCAUCGCCAGUCGACUGGGCCUCUAUACCAAAGGGUCUCAGUCCCUUUCCGGGGACGAGGUGGACCAGAUGGAUAUCCAGCAGCUGUCUCACAUAGUGCCCCGGAUAGUGGUUUUCUAUAGAGCCAGCCCCAGACACAAGCUGAAGAUCGUCAAGUCCUUGCAGAAUAUCGGCGCAGUAGUGGCAAUGACGGGGGACGGGGUGAACGAUGCGGUAGCCCUCAAGGCUGCGGACAUCGGGGUGGCCAUGGGCCAGACGGGGACAGACGUCUGCAAGGAGGCGGCGGACAUGAUCCUGGUGGAUGACGACUUCCAGACCAUCAUGUCAGCCAUUGAGGAAGGCAAAGGAAUUUACAACAACAUCAAGAACUUUGUCCGCUUUCAGCUCAGCACGAGUAUCGCAGCUCUGACUCUAAUUUCUUUGGCCACGUUGAUGAACUUCCCUAAUCCAUUAAACGCAAUGCAGAUUCUGUGGAUUAAUAUCAUAAUGGACGGUCCGCCAGCUCAAAGUCUGGGCGUGGAGCCUGUGGACCGGGACGUGAUCCGGAAGCCACCGCGGAAUGUGCGGGACAGCAUCAUCACCCGCAGCCUCAUCGUCAAGAUCCUGGUCUCGUCCCUCAUCAUCGUGUGCGGAACACUCUUCGUUUUCUGGAGGGAGCUGCGAGACAACGAGAUCACCCCGCGGGACACCACCAUGACGUUCACCUGCUUCGUCUUCUUCGACAUGUUCAACGCGCUCAGCUCCCGCUCGCAGACCCGUAUGGUGCAUGAGAUGGGCCUGUGCAGCAACAGAACGUUCUGCUACGCAGUCCUGGGCUCUAUCAUGGGCCAGCUGCUGGUGAUCUACUUCCCCCCACUACAGAAAGUGUUCCAGACCGAGAGCCUCAGCAUUUUUGAUCUGCUCUUCUUGUUGGGGCUGACGUCCUCUGUGUGCGUGGUGUCCGAGGCGAUAAAGAAGGUGGAGAGGUGGAGAGGCCGAGGGGCGGGGAGAACUGAGACGUCCGAUUCCUUCCACGAAGUAUGACGCACAUUGCGUCCGGCGUGGAGGAGCUGGGGGCGGCUUUUCGGGGUGGGGGAUCGCGCUCUGCGGAGGACGCAGACCGGACUGGAAAAUGUGGCAGCAGGAUAUCCACUGUUUACCGUUUGAAAGUUUGGACUUCUUCCCCCCCGAGUGUAAAUGGUGACGGGUGACACUGUCCUUACCUGAGAGAGGCACUGUGGUGGUCAGGAACAGAACUGGCCCACAGGGGCUUUGGUGUGCUGCUUGAGACCGUACAACUUUUUUGCCAUGUCUGGAAGAACAUUAUUUAUGAGGUUAACUGUUCAGAUAGCAGUUGUUGACGCCUUGGUUUCUUUGUUUUUAAAGGACGCUUUCUGUCUCCUUUUUUUAAAAAAACCUUCUUUGAGCACAGGCGGCUGAUAUAGCUUUUGUGGAACAAUAUGGCUAACGCCUUCACGCAUUCCGGCUCAUCUUGCUAGAAUGGUCCAAGUCCCUGUGUAGUUGCUUUGAAAUGUGUAACUUCACAAUGUAGGAGAAAAGACUACUUCUGUCAAAGAAAUGUGUGCGAUCAUUUUGUGUACAGACUUUCAGAGGCAGUUACCACUAAGUCGUGUAUUUCGUGGCUGAAUAGAUUUUAUUUGAAAAAGAAAAAAAAAAUUGUUUAACUGUGGAGUAAGUGUGAAUACGGUCAAUAUGGUUUGGUGUUGGAUGCAAUGCCACUGCUUUCUGCUGCAUGACCAGGGUGCUGGAGUCGUACUGUAAUGUCACCAUGUUUCGUUCUUUUUACUCUUACCUUUACCCAAAAAAGUAAAUGGAUAGUCAAGGAAAAUCAUCCUUGUUUUUUAUUCAGUAAUGUUUGGGUCGCUAUGUCCCUGCUCUUCACUUUAAGGGUGAAGUGUAAGUCUCACCGCUACAGCCUUUUGUCCUUAGCUUUGAAUAAUGAAUUUAAGUUUUUUUGUCUUUAAUUGUACGCAAAAUUUUUUGUUAAUUGACUGCCAAUCUUGUGGUAAUGCACUUGUAUGUGCAAAUAUAGAAAGAAAGCUUUACGUGAUUACAAACAAUGAUUAAACUAAGUACUCAAAGUAAAGGACAAGGUACUAUUGCAGUUGGAUUGAUCCUUUUUUAAAUCCAUAAUGGUUUAACAAUAAAGGGUGAAUGAAGGGGAUUGUUAAGGUGUCCGUCACUUUAUGGUUAAGUUCAGCCUUGACCUUAGUACCUCACAGAGAGCUCCUCCCAUAGACCCUGCUUCAAACCCCUCAUUCCUCCCCAUUCCCCAACACCACAUUCCCCUGAGCACUCAGAAUGAAUAAUCAAAAUGAUUUAGAAUGUAGAGUAUAUAUUAAUUUGUACAGUAUAUGCUGUAAAAUAAGUGAUAUAAUUUAUCUGUCCCAAUGAUGUCCAUUUGCACUCUUGAUCUUAAGAUAAUAACCUGCUGUACUUGUGCUUGUUGGGGAAGGACCUUUUCCAGCACAUAUACUGAAGAGGUUUUCCUCUUCACGUACCUCACAAAAUUAUUCAAGGCCUUUCUCUACGGGCAAGGCAGUCUCUUCUCUCUUACAUAAAGAAGCGAGGGAUUUUUAGGCCUAACAGCUGUGAUCUGACAGUUUUUUGUUUUUUUUUAACAGCUAAGCUUUCACGUUUCUUUUCCUGAGGCGGUUUUAAACACGCCUGGCUUUUUUCUCUGCUUUGAUCCAUUUGACAGGUCAAACUAGUAACCACCCUUGUUCGCGUACUGCUUCACUUUACCAAAAGGUACAGAAAGACCAUCUAUGUGGGAUUGAUGGCUGUGCUUCUUGUUUUGUGUUCACACAGCUGAAACCAGUACUCUGUUGUGGCAGUUGGAGAAUA
This is a messenger RNA of Megalops cyprinoides (Indo-Pacific tarpon), 4623 nucleotides long. RefSeq names its product ATPase secretory pathway Ca2+ transporting 1 (gene atp2c1). The transcript is spliced from 27 exons. Lineage: Eukaryota; Metazoa; Chordata; Actinopteri; Elopiformes; Megalopidae. Gene Ontology annotation, cellular component: endoplasmic reticulum; Golgi membrane; plasma membrane. Gene Ontology annotation, molecular function: ATP hydrolysis activity; ATP binding; P-type calcium transporter activity. Bases 31 to 2799 code for a protein of 922 amino acids. The record is from RefSeq and is a predicted model, not a curated record. Gene Ontology annotation, biological process: intracellular calcium ion homeostasis; manganese ion transport; calcium ion transmembrane transport.